Molecule: messenger RNA, 3915 nt
Organism: Chaetomium strumarium
Lineage: Eukaryota; Fungi; Ascomycota; Sordariomycetes; Sordariales; Chaetomiaceae
Exons: 1
Coding region: 1-3915 (1304 amino acids)
Biological process (GO): regulation of GTPase activity
Source: RefSeq, a predicted model, not a curated record
AUGGACGGGAAAUCCUUCCCACCCGGUCCGCCGUCCGAGCGGCCGGCGCACGUCGCCAUGCUUCGUUCAGUCUCCGAGGUGACAUCGCGGCACGGCGCGGAGAGGCUUUCGGCUAGCAACCUCCCAACCGCUUUCCGGCAGACCGUUAGGGCAGUGACGCCCGACCUGACCGAGGCCGCGCACAGUUGCGUGGACGAGACCGGGAGCAGCGUGUCGCAGGCUCCACUCGACUUUGUGUCGCCGCAGUCAUCUCCCAGGUCCAUUGCCUCUGCCACAGCCGGCUUGCCAGCCCGGCGUCAGGGCGUUGUGUUCAACGACGGGUUUCCAAAGGCUUUUGACAACGCGUCAACCAGUCCCCCCGUGCGCGCGACCUCCUUUAGGCCGAGAACGCAUACCAUGGAUGGCGCGUUCCGGCAGCAGCUGGCCCCUACCGUGGAGGUGCGCAAUAGGAUGGGCUCCUUUUCAUCAGCCGCGUCCUAUCCGGCUAGCGAUGACCUGAGAUUGCCGUCUCUGCAUUCGUUUGAGCCGUACAAGCAGACGGAUCCUCAGCCAGCCGCCAGCAUCGCGACGCCCAAAGACAAGAAAUCGUCCGGGUCCAGGAGCCGCUUGACCAAGCGGCCGUCGUCGCGGCCGAGCUCCCCUCUCUCAUCCCUCCCGCCCUCGGUCGACUCCCUCCCGUUGCCGGUGCCCACCACCGAUGCCAACAAGGUGCUGCUCCUCAUGAAUAACCUGUGCGGGCGGAUGCGCGGCGAGGUGGAGUACCGGAAGGACGUCAACGAGCCCUGGCUCGGCGGUAUGUGCUAUAUCGAGGAGGAGAAAGGGAGUCUUUUGUUCGACCCUGGCGACAGCGGCCCGUUCCAUAGCGUCUUGAUCCCCGACCUCCGGGGCUGUCGAGUGGCGCCAGUGGAAUCGCUGGGCAGAGAUGCUGCUCCGUGUCUCGAAAUAACCAGCCCACAGCUCGGCAUGGCGCUUUUCCUGCGGCCGCUGGUGGCGGAAGAGUUCGACCUCUGGCUGGCCGCGUUGCUCUGUUGGCAGCAGUUGCGGCCGCCCGGCACGAAGCCCCAGAGUGUGCGCCCCAGCAACGUCGUCCCCGGCUCUGCGCCAACGAGAGUGGAGAUGAAACGCCGCGUCUCGUCGCCGGGCCUCAGGAGCGCUGCCAUCAUCAAAGUGGGCAAGAUCAUGUUGUGGGACAAGGGUGCAGCGUCUUCCCCGCGUGCAAUCGUCCGGCGGCCUUCGACGCGCGAUCUGCGGUCGUCCCAGACGUGCUGGAGACGAGUGUCCUGCAUCCUGCACGACAAUGGCGAGCUCAAGAUCAUGACGGAAAAUGACGUGACUGUCCUCUCGGUGAUCGAGCUCUCCCAGCUCGCAAGGUCGGCCAUCCAGCAACUCGACAGAUCCGUGCUGGAUGAGGACUACUGUCUGGCCAUUUUCCCGAGCUACGCGACGACGUCGACCCAGCUCUCGAUAUUCAGGCCCGUGUACAUCUCCCUCGAAAGCAGGGUCCUGUUCGAGGUCUGGUUUGUGCUGCUGCGCGCGUUCACCAUACCCGAUGUGUACAGCUUGGAUCCCGCGAACGGGGGCCGAGUGUUUGAGGUGACAGAUCUCCAGCGGGAACCGGCCGGCGAAACAUUCAGGUUGGAAAAGACGAUAUCUGUUAGAAUCACCGAGGCCAAACUGCGAGGCCGUACCUGGGUCGGAGAAGCGGCCUACGGAGAGCGACACAGGAAAGACCCCGACCCGGACCCCGUCACUGGUAACUAUCUAGCUGAAGUCAUGCUCGACGGCGAGGUUCGCGCCAGGACAACGACGAGGAUGGAUACCAAGAAUCCGUUCUGGCGCGAAGACUGCGAAUUUACCGACCUCCCUUCUUCCCAGCCAUACCUGUCCAUACUGCUAAAGAGAGUCGACGGCAACGCGGAGAGGUUCGCUCACCAGAUCCAAUCCACGCUGGGUUUUGCGAAGACGGGCAGCGUGACGGAAGUAGUGUGCGGCUCCGUCGACAUACCGCUGCAUCAGAUGGAGGGCGGCAAAGACCACGAACAGUGGCUCCAGAUCUGCGAUGACCGACACCAGUCGAUUGGAUCCAUGCUCGUGAGAGUGCAUCACGAAGAAUUCGUCGUCCUUCUCCAGCGACACUACCAGCCGCUCUCCGAGCUUCUGCACCGCUUCAGCUCGGGGCUUACAGCCCAGAUUGCGGAGGCUCUGCCGGGCAGCCUGCGCCGGCUCGCUGCGCUAUUCGUCAAUAUCUUCCAGGUCUCCGGAAACGCCAGCGAAUGGUUCAUGAGCAUGGUGGAGGAGGAAAUCGACGGGAUCGGGAGUCAAACGCCGCUGAGGAAGCCGAGAUUCAGCGGCCGUCUCAAGUCCGGUGAUUCCAUCGAGACCGCCGUCGAUCGCGAGCAGGUAGUGCGCGACUUGGGCAGGUCGCUGCAGGGCGAGGCCAAUCUGCUGUUCAGGGGCAACUCGCUGCUGACACAAGCCCUGGAAUUCCACAUGCGCCGCCUGGGCAGGGAGUAUCUGAGAGAGACGCUUGCCGACAAAGUCUCCGAGAUCAACGAGAGCAACGCGAGCUGCGAAGUCGACCCCAGCAAGGUGCAGCACGGUGAGAACGUCGAGGAGCACUGGAGCCGGCUUAUCCAACUUACGACCGAAAUCUGGAACUGCAUCGUCGCCUCCGCCACCCGUCUGCCUCCCGAGUUGAGGCUGAUCCUCAAGUAUAUCCGCGCCGUCGCCGAAGACCGCUACGGCGACUUUCUGCGCACCGUGUCCUACACGUCUGUGUCCGGCUUCCUCUUUCUCCGCUUCUUCUGCCCGGCCAUCCUCAACCCGAAGCUUUUCGGCCUCCUCCGCGACCACCCCCGGCCGCAGGCGCAGCGCACGCUGACCCUGAUCGCCAAGUCGCUGCAGGCGCUCGCCAACCUGUCGAACAUCGGCAAGAAGGAGACGUGGAUGGAGCCCAUGAACCGCUUCCUCACCGCACAACGCCAGGCGUUCAAGGACUUCCUCGAUGCCGUCUGCGCCAUCCCCGCCGACCGCACAAAGCCCCUGCUGCCGGCAUCCUACUCCACGCCCGUCACGAUCCUCGGCCGGUUGUCUCCGCUGGCCCGCGAAGGCUUUCCCUCUCUCCCUUACCUCGUCGACCAAGGCCGCAACUUCGCCGCCCUCGUCAAGCUCUGGGCCGACGCGCACCCAGCCUCCGCCAGCGAGUCUCAGGUCUACGCAGGUGACCUGCUCAGAUUCCACACCCUGUGCAUCGACCUGCACCAGCGCGCCACGGACUGUCACGUGCGGAUCGAGGCAAUUCGGUCUGCCGAGAUGGCGAGCCAACUAGCCGACGACAACCUCGGCCUGUCCGACGUGAUGGAUCGCAUCAGCCUGGGCGACGUGCUGCGCACAUCCGCCACCACCAACGGCGGGAGCACGGCAGUGUGGACCGAGGGCGAGGACGGCCCGCCGGGAUCGUCGGGAAGUGACGUGGAUUCGUCCGUGUCCCCGCCAUUUGGCACCAUCAGCAUCAGCCGCGAGACCCGGCACGGCAGCUUCGGCCGCGAGUUUAGCUCCAGCUCCCUGCGCCAGCUAGCGCGGAACGCCGAGGCCUCGAUCAGCCAGGGCGGCGGGGCCACAGUACGCAGCCUGCGCAACGGCAUCCAUCCGCGAAAGCUCCUCAGCGGCUUCAUCCGCAAGUCGAGGGCCGUCUCGCCCGAUGCUGCUCUAGCCCUGGGGUCUACCAUGGCGCCGUUCUCCGCUGUCGUCAGUCGGGGAGAACGUGAACGUGACAGAGAUGCUGAUCAGCAAACCCCAAAGGAUCCUAGUACUGGUAGCAGCAACCGACACUGGGAGAGAAUCAGGGAUAGGGACCGGGAUAGGGGCUCAGGGGUGGCAGAGUCAAGGCAGCCUGAAACGGUCGCGCGGUCUUGA